CGCCACCAGGGCGUGACACGAAAAACGGGAAUCGUGCGUAAAAAUUCGAGUGACCCCUCGUACAGUUGUUUAGGUCUUUACGCAUUACGCGCGAAGUGUCGGGACAGCCCUCUCCACCCGUGCGCCUCGCGGAGCGCAGUUGCCAUCCGUUCAUUCGCUAUAAUGCGUCCGACCCACUGAUCUUUUGCAGACUGUAAUCUUAUCAGUGUCAAACCGUAGUUGCCCUUUCCUCUCGGACAGUUGGAUGACGUUUACGCCAUUUUUUUUAUUUGACCGGCCUUUAUUUACGGAAACUUUUUUUUAUCGGCCAAGCAGUCGGCUACAUUUACAGAUACAGGCACGUUUGAAUGUGUAACUAAAAUGACCAUUUGACCGUUUUAACAUUUCGACCAAAAGAAGACAUGGAAUUUGCAAGUAAAGAAAGGAGUCUUUUAUACUUACUUGUCUUCGCAAUAUGCACUGCCAACGUUUGCUUUUGUUCAAGAAGAUCAAACGCACGGAGAUCUGACCGUCUGAGUCCUCCUUUGGACAUUCAGCUGGAGACAGUCAACUGCACAGCCUUCAGCGUGCGAUGGAAAAUGCCCCGGCGCCAUGUCAGCACCAUCACUGGCUAUAAGGUCUUCUACACAGAGCUGCGGAACAACCGUCCUUUGAGUUCAUCCGCCUUUCUGGAGGUGCCGCUCAGCUUGGACAUGCUGACCACUGGCCAGUUUGAUGGACAAGCAAGCUUUGAUGUGGACAUCAGUAACCUAAAGGUGAACACCGAGUACAGAGUCAGUGUCGGGGCGUAUGGCUGGGCAGGCGAAGGGAGACCCAGCAUGCCCCGAGACAUCAGCACUGCGUCACAAGAGAUGUGCAUGCCCCCAUCGCCCCCCACCCAGCCUGUCGUCACGGCUGUAUCUGACACAGAGCUUGCGUUGUCAUGGAAACAAGGAGAUAGUGAGGGUAGCGCACCUGUCCUGCACUUCCUGGUGGCUUACAUCAGGCCAGAAAUGGACACAGAGUGGACAUAUAUCCGUGAACCCAUUGAGGCUAACUCCAUGGUGCUGAAGGGGUUAAUACCAGACACCGAGUACCAGUUUGUUGUGAGGGCUGUCAACGUGCACGGAGUCAGCCCGCCAAGCCACAUCAACAACCCUGUGCGCACCCAGGGCACAUCAGAUGCUGGCAGCGGAGAUUACGGGCAGCGUUACAUCACAGAUUCCAGGAUCACAGAUGACGAUAGCUUUGACAUUGACGACUCUGACUACGAUGUCUUUAUUGAGGAGCUGAAGCCGUUCCCAGGCAUCAGCGAGGACAACAGGAAGUCCCAACUUCGUUCUCGCACCGGUCCGUCAUCUGGUCGGAACGUCGUUUACCGCAUGAACACCAUCGCUCCGAAAACCGUCCCAGCCACCACAACUUCUUCCACCUCCUCUGUCGUGCCAGACUUUGCAGAUCUGGUCUUCCCAACCACACCAGAGCAGAGCACCAUCUUUGCCAUCACGACAACUGCCAUCCCUUCCACAGCCAGCUCCACUUUACCCCCCACCACCGCCAUCCCCACCAUGUCCCCAUGGAAGGGCGACGUGCCUCGCGUUUAUGACCUGACCUGCGACGACACAGUGUGCCCCCCCGACAGCUUCUGCCUCAGUGACUAUGACAGUGGAGGCUCGCGCUGCCACUGUAACCUGGGACGAAGAGGGGACAUUUGCUCUGAAGCAUUACUGGUGAGCUUUCCCAGGUUUUAUGGCUACUCACACAUGACCUUUGAACCCCUGAAGAACUCCUACCAGACCUUUCAGAUCACAGUGGAGUUCAAGUCAGAGUCCGAGGACGGCUUGCUGCUGUACUGUGGGGAGAAUGAACACGGUCGUGGAGACUUCACCUCUUUGGCCCUGGUGCGGGGCAAGCUGCACUACAGGUUUAACUGUGGGACAGGGGCUGCUCAGAUAGUUAGUGAGAGUCGUAUUGUCGUGGGCCAGUGGCACACGGUUACCAUCUUCAGAGACGGCAUGAGUGGCUGGCUGCGCAUGGACAAUGACACCCCCAUAUCUGGACGCUCACAGGGCCAGUACACCAAGAUCACCUUCCGCUCUCCGCUGUAUGUGGGCGGGUCUCCAAGUGUCUACUGGCUGGUCAGAGCGACAGGGACCAACCGAGGCUUCAUCGGAUGUGUUCAGAGUGUGACCAUCAACAACAAGGUGACAGACAUCAGACCCUGGCCUCUGGGCAGGGCCCUGAGUGGGGCUGAUAUAGGUGAGUGCAGUGACAGUGUCUGUGACCUGGUCACCUGUGCCAACGGAGGUGUCUGUUUUGCCAACCGUGCUGACGGCUACAUCUGCCUGUGCCCGCUGGGCUUCAGGGGCGUGCUCUGUGAAGAGAGUUUCUCCCUGUCCUUGCCCCUCUUCAAUGAGACCGUGUUUUCGUACGCCGUUGUCCCGUGGCCUCAGUCCUCCCAGAGCUAUCUGUCAUUCAUGGAGUUUGAGCUGACGUUCAGGCCGUCGAAGCCCGACGGGACGCUGCUGUACAGCGAUGAUGCAGGCAGCGGUGACUUCCUGGCAAUCAACCUGGUGGAUAGUUAUGUGGAGUUCAGAUUUGACUGUGGCUCUGGAGGCUCUGUGAUAAGGAGUCAAGAGCAGAUUAGUAUGGACACAUGGCACGAGUUGAGACUGUCUCGGACAGCAAAGAGUGGUAUCCUACAGGUGGAUAACCAGAGGCCCAUGGAAGGAAUCACUGAGGGAGCCUUCACCCAGAUUAAAUGCAGCUCUCCUCUCUAUAUCGGUGGAGUACCAGAAUAUGAUAAAACCAAGGUUACAUCGGGUGUACGUCAGCCCUUCACUGGAACAAUUCAGAAGUUGGUGCUCAAUGACCGCACCAUCCCAAUAACAACUGGUACUGCUGGUGGGAUUAAUGUUGCAAAUGCAGCACACCCCUGUGUGGACAGCCCCUGUGCAAAUGGUGGGACCUGCAGGCCAAAAUGGGAUGGAUACGAAUGUGACUGCCCCCUAGGGUAUGACGGAAGACACUGCCAGAAAGAAUGUGGAAAUUACUGUUUGAACACUGUGACUGAGGCCAUUGAGAUUCCACAGUUCAUUGGCCGAAGCUACCUGACUUAUGACAAUGGAGAUAUGCUGAAAAGGGUAUCUGGGGCCAGGAACAACCUCUUCAUGCGUUUUAAGAGCACAGCCAAAGACGGCCUGCUGCUAUGGCGAGGAGACAGUCCAAUGAGACCCAACAGUGACUUCCUGUCUAUGGGGCUUCAGGACAGUGCACUAAUCUUCAGUUAUAACCUGGGCAGUGGUGUGGCAAGCAUCAUCGUCAAUGGGUCCUUUAGUGAUGGAAAAUGGCACAGAGUGAAAGCUGUGAGGGACGGCCAGUCAGGAAAGCUGACAGUGGACGACUAUGGGGCAAAGACAGGCAGGUCGCCUGGCAAAAUGAGACAACUCAACAUCAAUGGGCCUUUAUAUGUUGGUGGCAUGAAGGAGAUUGCACUACACACAAGCAGACAGUACAUGGGAGGCUUGGUCGGCUGCGUUUCCCACUUCACGCUCUCCACUGACUACCACGUAGCGCUAGUGGAGGACGCUGCUGACGGCAAGAACAUCAACACCUGCUCCAACUAGAAACUGCCCUGAACAGGCAAGGUUACAUAUUUAAGACCAUCUCCAACUGGAGAAAACAUCUUCAUCAGCUGAUUUGUCAACUUGAAGCUGAUGUACUAGGGACGAAUGAGUAAAAACUAAACUAAAACAAUCAUGCCAGUUCAGUUUCUACAAAUUCGACGCUGACAGCGUAUCAGCUUGAAGUGGAAAAAAGACCAGCGUUGCUGAGAGUCGUAAGCACAUCUUUGUUUAAGUGGCCCCAAUGUGCAAAACGUGGGUUUUCAUACCAACUCUAACCUGCCAAGAUGUCAAAUGCAAUGUCUGUGUACCUGCUACAUGAAUUGCUCUGGAAAACAGUUUCAACCCAUGGCCACAGCAAAAAAAGACCAAAGUUCAGCAAAGGACAAGUGAAAGUACUGUGUCAGUAUUAUGGUAAAUGAGGGUCUUUGAAAAACCUUUUGAAGGACUUUUUUCAUGGGAUGAUUUUGACCUCAUCUUUAUUUUUUCUACUGUAAAUCAUUGAUUGAUUGCUGGAAGAACCAAAUGAUCCAAUGAAUCAUAAGUUUUUCAUGAACCCGACAAAGUAGACAUAAGUUUCCUCGUAGUAUGUUUUGGUAUGUUUUGGCUGUGUAGGAUUCCUGUUGUUUAUGUCGUGGUGGUCGUGGUCUUUGUGUUGUGAUCCUUUUUGUUCUUCAGUCUGUAGAUAUUUUCUAACAAAGAAUUGUCAGUUUUGUAAAGGUGGCUUGUUUUGGAAGGUGAAGAUCUCAACUGCAUAGCAUAUUUGGCCAAAAAAAAAAAACGGAAGCCAGGUCCAGGUGCUUAAAAAAAAUUUUACUUAAGCGGCUAAAUACAUUCUUUAAAAAAAGACCAACAUGUUUCAGAUUGCGCCCUCUUCAGGGUGUGGAAACACAAAGUAACUUCGUGGAAUUUAGGAGAAUAUUUCUCCUAUUUUUUUGGCCAGUUGUUGUAGUGACUUUUCCCCUUCCAUACGCUCUGGUGGAUUGAGGGACACCAGCUUCCUCUUUUUCUUUGCAUAGCUUUUUUUUCUUUUUCCCUUCUUUCAGUACCCAUAUAACUACUUCAGAUCCCAGUCACAUGAAAAUAUGUGAUGUUUAUACUAUAAACUGGAUGACACUUUUGUGUGUGACAAAUUAUUAUUACAAUUUGACAUGAUGCACUGAGCUAUUUUACCUCAGCCCUUGAGUUGAGUUAUGUUGUAGCUUUGACAAAACAUCAUUUCUUCUGUGUGUGCAUGCCUCAAAUACAAAAUUUGUAUUGUCAAUUUAUUGCUCUCCCAGGCCUAAGCUUCCUGCAAUUAGAGCUUUACUCUAAUGGAUCAUUCUGCGAAUGAUCCAUUUUGUCCAGAUUUUGUAAAUUCUUUUUGUUGUUGUUGUUGUUGUUGUUGUUGUUGUUGCUGUUUUGAAAAUAAUGUUUUACUUAUAACACAAAAGGCAACACUGUACUCCCAAAGUCUAAAGAAGAUUGUUAAUGCCAGAGUUAGCACUUUAUUUGGAUAAUCCAAAGUGGAUUCUCAGCUCUUAGGUGACAGAAAGUACACAGUAUAGAUUUCAAGCAGCACACAUAAAACUACUACAGUAUGGCUACUUUUAGCACAGUUUUGGGUAUUAGUUAAAAUUCAAUAGACUUUUCAUGGCACAUUGUAUUAACUUGAGAAGCUGAGUAUCGGUAUCAGAUUAUUCAAAUAAAUUGUGACUAACCAUGCAAGUUAUUUUGGAGAAGAAAUUGCUAACGCUUAUUUUCAUGGUUAUUUUUUUUAAGACAAACAUUGUGGAACUAACAGCCAAAUACUUGAUUGCAAUUCCAGUUAUUAAUCAUCAGAUUAAAAAUGUAACAUUUGCAUUACAAAUUAAUUUUAUUCAGUGAACUUACAUCUUGACUUAAUUGGGGGAAGGAGAAAGAUUAGUCAUUGAUGUUAAUGUGGUUUGCAGCAUUUUCAUGACAGUUAGCUUGAAAAGCAUUGCAAAUGUGAGGAGCUGUAUCUUAUGACAUGCACCAUGUGACUGUUGAAGGAACAUGGAGUCCACUGAGUGAAAUGAUGCAUCACAAGCUGCAAUGUGGAUUCACCAUCCACUGCACGCUAUAGCACAUACUGAUUUUAUUCAAAAACCAGUCACCACUGAGAGGUGAUAAAAAAAACCCUGGUUGUCUAAUGUCAAAGAAAUUAGGCUCAUUGUAUCAGUGAGUGGCAAAGUUGAAGCAUUGUGAGGGAUUUGAUUAUCAAUUUCACAUACCACAGUAGUCACGUUACAUUGGAAAAUGACAAACUCCAUCAAAGAUACCACUGAGACAAAUACAUUGUUGUUAAAGUUACUUAGAGAAAAGUUUUACAUGUAAUAAGUAUUAUGAAAUCUACAUCUGCCUUGUCCUAUAAUACAAAUUUACAUUACUGCAAAAAAAUAAUGGAUAUGUUUGUCAUCAAAAAUUGCAUUUUAUUUGAACUGAAGUAAAAGGACUGUUCAACUGUGUUUGUAAAGGUCACUUAGUGAGAGCUGCCUGUCAGAAACUAAAUAACCUAAUCUUGGUUUGUCAUGGGUAGAAGUGCAAUGGAUGUCAGCUUUCAUUUGUGCUUAUUGUCCAUAACUCCUGCAUUUUCAUUUGUGAAACGGGUCAAAGGACAUUGACUGAAGACAUGAGAGGCAGUGAUAAAAAAA
Myripristis murdjan (pinecone soldierfish) is the source of this 6256-nucleotide messenger RNA. It is a transcript of the gene egflam, whose product is annotated as EGF-like, fibronectin type III and laminin G domains. The record is from RefSeq and is a predicted model, not a curated record. The coding region runs from base 402 to 3605 and encodes 1067 amino acids. Lineage: Eukaryota; Metazoa; Chordata; Actinopteri; Holocentriformes; Holocentridae. Gene Ontology annotation, molecular function: protein binding; calcium ion binding. The transcript is spliced from 25 exons.